AUGCUGGUUACCAUUUUAGGGAACUCUGUUGGUAAUUUCAAGGAGUUGCAUAAUCCUACCAACGUCCUUAUUUUAUCUCUUGCUCUUGCAGACCUACUUGUGGGUGUCACUGUGAUGCCCUUCAGCACCAUCCGUACCAUUCAUGGUUGCUGGUUCUAUGGUGAUGGCUUCUGUCUGCUGCACUCAUGUUUUGUAAUGUUUCUUACCUCUGUCUCUAUCUUCCAACUAAUUUGCAUUGCUGUUGACAGACAACAAGCCAUAUGCAAUCCUCUGCAUUAUUCUAGGAAUAUCACAAUGUCAGUGGCCUGGAUUAUGGUAUGUGCAAGCUGGGCUUUGGCUGCUGUCUACUCUUAUGGACUACUUUACUCAAAGGCCAAUGUAGCAGGGUUAGAGGAUUACAUUGCAUCGAUAGACUGCCUUGGCAGUUGUAACCUUCUCUUUAACUCCCUUUGGGGAAUCCUUGACUGUGUUGCCUCUUUUUUCUUUCCCUGCACUGUGAUGGUUUGUCUGUACACUAAAAUAUUUGUUGUGGCUAAAGAGCAUGUAAGAAAGAUUGGAGAUAUGAGCAAAUGUUCAAAUGACAGAGUAGGAGGUGGGUUGAUUAAGCAGUCUGAGCAUAAGGCUGCAAAGACUCUAGGUAUUGUGCUUGGUGCAUUCAUCUUUUGA
This is a messenger RNA of Sebastes umbrosus (honeycomb rockfish), 666 nucleotides long. RefSeq names its product trace amine-associated receptor 13c-like. Gene Ontology annotation, biological process: G protein-coupled receptor signaling pathway. The record is from RefSeq and is a predicted model, not a curated record. Lineage: Eukaryota; Metazoa; Chordata; Actinopteri; Perciformes; Sebastidae. Gene Ontology annotation, cellular component: membrane. Gene Ontology annotation, molecular function: trace-amine receptor activity. Bases 1 to 666 code for a protein of 221 amino acids. The transcript has a single exon.